AUGACUCCACGAGCACAAUCCUUGGCUCUAGUGACAUUGUUGAUGCUGCUUUUGCUGAUCAAAGUAGAGGGAAAUUCAACACCAAAAGAAGACUAUGAAAAUGUCACUAAUGUCGCAUCAUCAUCACCAAAGUUGAUGAAGCAAGAUAAGAACCAAGCGAUUGUUGGAUGUAGGAACACACCAUGGAUUUGUAGCCAAGGAGAAUUUCCACCAAGAUCUCUUUGUUGUGGAGAUCUUUGUGUGGAUAUUACUACAGACAGAAACAACUGUGGGUUGUGUGGGAUUAGAUGCCCAUACAAUUGGCUAUGUUGCAACCGUUUGUGCAGAAACACAAACCUUAACCCUUUUAACUGCGGUUCAUGUGGAAGAAUAUGCCCCAUUGGGAGGUUUUGCAUAUUUGGAUUUUGUGCGUAUCAACAACCAUUCACAGGACCACCACUGUUCCCUCCACUGCCACCACAGCCACCUGCAAUGGAGUGA
Molecule: messenger RNA, 480 nt
Organism: Abrus precatorius (Indian licorice)
Lineage: Eukaryota; Viridiplantae; Streptophyta; Magnoliopsida; Fabales; Fabaceae
Product: stigma-specific STIG1-like protein 1
Exons: 1
Coding region: 1-480 (159 amino acids)
Source: RefSeq, a predicted model, not a curated record